Molecule: messenger RNA, 2442 nt
Organism: Oncorhynchus keta (chum salmon)
Lineage: Eukaryota; Metazoa; Chordata; Actinopteri; Salmoniformes; Salmonidae
Product: trichohyalin-like
Exons: 2
Coding region: 4-2442 (812 amino acids)
Source: RefSeq, a predicted model, not a curated record
AUUAUGGAAAGAGAAGAAGAGAGACAGAGAGAGAUUGAAAGAGAGAUUGAAGAAGAAAGAUGUAAACAGAAGCAAAUAGAGAUGGAAGAGGAAGAAAGAGAGAGGGAGAAAGAGAGACAGAAAGAGAUUGAAAGAGAGAAUGAAGAAGAACUAUUUGAACAGAAGCAAAAAGAGAUGGAAGAGGACGAACGAGAGAGGGAGAAAGAGAGACAGAGAGAGAUCAAAAGAAAGAGAAUGGAGAAGAGACAGAAAAUUAUGGAAAGAGAAGAAGAGAGACAGAGAGAGAUUGAAAGAGAGAUUGAAGAAGAAAGAUGUAAACAGAAGCAAAUAGAGAUGGAAGAGGAAGAACAAGAGAGGGAGAAAGAGAGACAGAGAGAGAUCAAAAGAAAGAUAAUGGAAAAGAGACAAAAACAUAUCGAAAGAGAAGAAGAGAGACAGAAAGAGAUUGAAAGAGAGCACGAAGAAGAAAGAUGUAAACAGAAGCAAAUUGAGAUGGAAGAGGAAGAACGAGAGAGGGAGAAAGAGAGACAGAAAGAGAUUGAAAGAGAGAAUGAAGAAGAACUAUUUGAACAGAAGCAAAAAGAGAUGGAAGAGAACGAACGAGAGAGGGAGAAAGAGAGACAGAGAGAGAUCAAAAGAAAGAGAAUGGAGAAGAGACAGAAAAUUAUGGAAAGAGAAGAAGAGAGACAGAGAGAGAUUGAAAGAGAGAUUGAAGAAGAAAGAUGUAAACAGAAGCAAAUAGAGAUGGAAGAGGAAGAAAGAGAGAGGGAGAAAGAGAGACAGAAAGAGAUUGAAAGAGAGAAUGAAGAAGAACUAUUUGAACAGAAGCAAAAAGAGAUGGAAGAGGACGAACGAGAGAGGGAGAAAGAGAGACAAAGAGAGAUCAAAAGAAAGAGAAUGGAGAAGAGACAGAAAAUUAUGGAAAGAGAAGAAGAGAGACAGAGAGAGAUUGAAAGAGAGAUUGAAGAAGAAAGAUGUAAACAGAAGCAAAUAGAGAUGGAAGAGGAAGAAAGAGAGAGGGAGAAAGAGAGACAGAGAGAUAUCAAAAGAAAGAUAAUGGAAAAGAGACAAAAACAUAUCGAAAGAGAAGAAGAGAGACAGAAAGAGAUUGAAAGAGAGAAUGAAGAACAACUAUUUAAACAGAAGCAAAAAGAGAUGGAAGAGGAAGAACGAGAAGAAGAGAGACAGAGAGCGAUCGAAGAGAAAGAGAGACAGAGAGAGAUGGGAGAGAAAGAAAGACGACAACAAGAGGAGAGAAAGAUAAUGUUUGAGAGAGAUCAAGAAGAAGAAAAUAUAUGGAAACAGAAGCAAAUUGACAUGGAGAAGGAGGGAAGAGAGAGGGAGAACAAGAGACAGAGAGAGAUAGAAGAGAUACACAGACGACAACAACAAGAGGAGAGACAGAAACAAAAGGAGAAGGACAAAGAAAGGGAGAAAGACAAUGACAAUCAGAGAGAGAUGGAAUUAAAAGAUCAGCAACAGAAAGAGAUGGGGAAAGAAAAGAUGAUUAUGAGAGAAAGGGAGGAAGCAGGAAGAAGAAAGGAGGGGCAGAAAAAUAUUUUGGGGGAAAUUGAGGGACAGAAUGAACUGGAGAUAGAACAGGAGAGAGAGAUGGAAGAAAAGCAGGAAGUGAUUAAGGAAGCAGAGGAAGAGUACAGGGAAAGAGAAGAGAGAGGAAAGGAAGUAAGCAUGAAGAAACAUGUAGUAGUUAAUGUUAAAGCAAAAGCACGGGAAGUCUUCAAUAGGCGUAAAGAGAGGAGGUUAGAAGUGUUGAAGGGGGAACGAGAACACAUAGAAAGAGGACAACAAAUCAGGAGGGAGAAGGAGGAAAGACGGCUGGAGAUGGAAAGAAAACAGGAGAGGGCAAGACAACAAGAGGAGCAGGAUAGAAAACAAGAGAUUGAAAUUGCUAGACAGAAAGAAAUGUUGAGACUAAGAGAGGAGGAGAGGCAGAGAGAGGAUGAGAGAGAGGAGCAGAGAAAGAGAGCCAUUGAAGGCCAUUUAUCUUUAAUCAGAGAGAGAGAAAAUAUAAUAGAGACAAAAAAAAGAGAGGAGAUGGUGGAAGAGGAAAGAAGGGAGAUCCUUGAGUACAAGAGGGGUGAGUUAGAGGAGGAGGAGAAGGACGAUGACAAGGAGGACAUUCUCCCACCUGAUAAAAGUAUCAGAAGGAAAGCUGUGGGCUGGGUGAAUAAAACAUGGGAGAAGAGGAACCUCAGAAAGAUAGAGAGAACAUAUCAGAGAGAGGCUGAGGAGGGCCAUAAGAUCGUCCACAUAGCCAUCCCUGGACAUACAAGGCUAACAUCCACCAUGACCCGGGCAGAGAGAGAGAGGGAGAAGAGGAAGGAGCUGCUGAAGGCUGAGGAGAGAAGGAAGAAGAUGGAGGAUUUCAAUAAGCAGUGGAGAGAGCGGUCCCUGCUUAAAAACACACUCAUCAACAACUGA